AUGUCUGCCAUGCCCGCCACCUCCGGCCACUCUGCGGCCUGCUGCAACCUGCCCCCGAUCGUGACCAAGGGCUACAAGGCCAAGGGCAAGUACGAAAAAGUUGGCGACUACAAGACCUAUGUCACCGGUCCCGCCGACGCCACCAAGGCCAUUGUCAUCAUCUACGACAUCUUUGGCUACUUUGAGCAGACUCUGCAGGGCGCCGACAUCCUCGCCCACAGCGGCGAGCAAAAGUAUAAGGUCUACAUGCCCGACUUCUUCAAGGGCGAGCCCUGCCCCAUUGAAUGGUACCCUCCCAACACGGAGCAGAAGAAGAAGGACCUUGGUGCCUUCUUCGAAAAGAACCCUCCGACCAGCGCUGCGACCCCGCUCCCCGGAUUUGUCCAGGCCAUCAAGACGCAGAGCCCCUCCAUCACCGCCGCCGGUGUCCUCGGCUUCUGCUGGGGCGGCAAGGCCGUCGCCCUGAGCGCCAAGGAGUCGUCCAACCCGUUCGUCGCCGCCGCCUCGGUGCACCCUGCCAUGGUCGACGCUGCCGAUGCGCCCGCCAUCAAGGUGCCCUUCAUCCUGCUCGCCUCGGGUGACGAGCCCGCCGAGGACGUCAAGAAGUUCGAGGAUGCGCUCACCGUGCCCAAGCAUGUCGAGACGUUUGCCGAUCAGAUCCACGGCUGGAUGGCAGCCCGCUCCAACCUGAGCGACGAUCGUGUCAAGGCCGAGUACGAGCGCGGCUACAAGGCCCUGCUCACUUUCUUCGGCAAGCACCUGUAA
Cordyceps fumosorosea ARSEF 2679 is the source of this 765-nucleotide messenger RNA. RefSeq names its product dienelactone hydrolase family protein. Lineage: Eukaryota; Fungi; Ascomycota; Sordariomycetes; Hypocreales; Cordycipitaceae. The transcript has 4 exons. The record is from RefSeq and is a predicted model, not a curated record. The coding region runs from base 1 to 765 and encodes 254 amino acids. Gene Ontology annotation, molecular function: hydrolase activity.